This is a messenger RNA of Pan troglodytes (chimpanzee), 12331 nucleotides long. RefSeq lists its product as uncharacterized. The coding region runs from base 7121 to 8137 and encodes 338 amino acids. The transcript has 2 exons. The record is from RefSeq and is a predicted model, not a curated record. Lineage: Eukaryota; Metazoa; Chordata; Mammalia; Primates; Hominidae.
GGCGGGCGGCGCGGGCUCCCGCGGGGGGUGCGUGACGGCCGACUCGGGGCAUCCGGCGGCGGCAGCGGGACAGGGCUGCGGCCCGCGGCACUAUCCCGAGUACCGAGUCACUGCGAGCGGCUGGAAUCCAGGACUCCGCGCGGGACUGGGAUGGGCUGGGCUGGUCGCGGACCGGGCUCCUCUCGGAGGGAGGGAGCUGGGGGCUGCUCGCCGGGGUGUGAGCGUGCGCCGGCGGCUCUGGGACUUUGCACAGCGAAUCUGAUGGUGGGCGUUGGUGUCCGGGAGGGCGUGGGUGGUCUCCGUGCACCUGCAGGGAGCGAGGUUGUGGAUUUGUAGUGUGUUGCCUGGGCAAAGUGUUCUGUGAAUAACAGGGCAGCACCUCCCCGCCCACUCGUUCCCCUUCCUAUGCACUUCACAGGAGUGAGUUCGCCCGAGCCACGGAGUUCCUGUUUAGUCUUUUGCAGAUAACGCUGAGACAGAAAGGUCAAGUAACUCUCCUGAAGUCACACAGCUAUUUCAAAUGCAGGAUGUCUCACACCAGGACCGCGCCAGGGCCAUGGUGUGGGGCAAGAGCUUCCUGUCACCCCACACCUCCCAGCAGGAAGGUGGUGUGGAUCCGAGGCAGGGUCAGUCUGGGCCCCAGUCCCUGGUUCCUGGUGAGCUUCCUGUCACCCCACACCUCCCUGCGUGCCCAGAUCGGCAUUGCAUCUGGAGCGUUCCGAAGAGAAACACAACCUGGGGGCGUUGGUAACAGCAGGUGAGACAGCCUUGUCCUGCCCUGCUGUGCCGUGUUGCAUCCACUAGAAAGGGGCCUCCUGUUCUGACCCCGGCCCCUGCCCUUGAGAUGCAGCUGGCAUGUCCCUGUGGGCAUCUCCCAGAGCAGGUCCAGGGGUGAGUGGGCCACAGGCCUGUUUGCACAGGUGCCUUCUUCGAGGGAGGGAACAGCCCACCACCACCUCCUGCCAGACCAGCUUCCUUGAGCAUAAACCUGACCCUGGGUGACCACGCUGGGCUCCUUCACCUUAUCUCACCAGAGGCUUCUGCUGGUCCCACAGUCAACCUGCGGAGUGAGGUCUGGGCCAGGAGUGCUCUGCUCAGACAAGGAACAUGCCCAGAAGCCUCCCCCGCUAUACUGGCCCUGUUCUGUGGGGGCUCGUUGGUCUGUUGGGGUCUUGGGGGCCAGGUGGGAGUGUGGGUGUGAGUGUGGGUGACCCUUCCUUAUGUGGCCACCCUUGGCCCUAUCAACCUGUCUGCAUCCAGGACACCAGCACAUCCCUGACCCCAGCUGUGGCUGCCAGUGAGUUCCUGUGCCUUCCUCUCCUGAAGUUUGUGUCUUCUCCCAGGUCUGAUACCAUGUGGAAAGUCUGCUCCUGGGGUCAGCUGGAGGCCAUGUGGACUGGCCCUGAGUGCCCACUGUCUGGCUGCAGCCCUGACCCUACUGCCCGUGUGUGGGCUACUAGGUUCACCUGCACCUGACCCUCCUUCUAGGUUCGCCUGCACCUGACUCCCUGAUGUUCACACAGUGAUUUGGGGAGGGAGGCUGGGGAGGCGCAGGUCUGCAUGGCAGUGCCUCUCAGGGUCUGAGGCCCUUGGGCCAGGCCUCUCCUCUGACCUGGGCCAGCAGAGGGGCCUCCUUUCCCUUCCAAGAGCCCUCCCCUGUUCACCAGCAUCUCAUCAUGCUCAGGCCCACAGUGUGGUUAAGGAGGGGCAUGGGGCUGGCCCUGGGUUUCUGGAUGGGUGUGGCGGCCUACCCGGGCCCAUGGUGUCUUCCAGAAAAGACCCUGACUGGGUCCAAAGCUGGAGGCACCCCUCUAUCCUCACUGUCCACUCCCUGAUGUUCUGGAGGUCCCUCCAGGGGCUGGGUGAGGAGGCCUUCCCCACCACCUCCUUGUCUUCCUGGGAAGCAGGCACCUGUUCAGAGGCCACUUUCCCACAGGAGCAGGCUCCUCACUCCCAGCAUCACCCUUUUCCGCGGGGUUGUGCCCCUUCCUUGGUCCUGUCCACUCACACACUCAUAUCCUGUGUCCACUCACACACACCCGUGUCCGUGUCCAUGUUCACACCUGUUCUGUGUCCACUCCCACACCUGUAUCUCGUUCGUGUCCACUCGCUCACACCUGUACUGUCCGUGCCCACUCACACAUGUCCUGUAUCCACUCGCUCACACCCGUGUCUCAUGCCUGCUGGCUUACACCAGUCCCGUGUUCACUUGCGCACCUGUGUCCCAUGUCUUGUGUCUGCUCACACAUCUGUGUGAUCACUUGCUCACACGUGUCCUCCACUACCACACCUGUGUCCCAUGUCCACUCACACACCUGUCUUGGCCAGGGACACCUGGGCCCCACUCUCCCCUGCACUCCUCAGGCUGGCGGCAGAGGCCAGAGGAACAGAGUUUUGGCGCUGGAAUCAUCCUGAGCAAGGCAGGGACCUGGCGGUGUGGACUUCCCCGCCCCUCCUCCGGCCCACCGAGCCCCGCCUGCCUGGGCCUUGGUGCCUCUGUCGCUGCUCCGGGUCCCCAUGCUGGGGCCCCUCCGCCGCUGGGCUGAGGCUGGAGCCUGCCUCCCGCCACCAGAGGGAGGAGGUCAUAAAUAACCCUGGGGCUGCCAUGGAGCAGACGGUGACCCCAGACGUCCUGGGGGAGUGUGGGGGCGCCAGGGGCCGCUGCCCUAGCCCGCACACCGCCUCCGCCAUCCGGGAGUGCCUGCCCAGGCUCCCCAGCAUUUCUCUUAGAGCCCUUCUCAUCCAUCCCCUCAUCAAUCAAUCAACCAUUUAUUGAGCCCAGAUGUGGUACAGCCCCAGCCGGAGAUGACCCAGAGGUGGGGUGGGGAGGAGAGAGAUGGGGAAGCCGAGUCCGGGGCCACAGGUGCAGCCAGGAGGUGCAGGUGAGCAGCGCUCAGGCCAGCCUGUCAGCCUCAGUCCUGUGCUUACUUCUGGUGAUGGAGGGAGAUAUACUGAAAAGAUCCUGCAGCCUGCAGGUGUGGCACAGCUGAUCUUGGGCCAAGGAUGCACAGCUGUGUGUGUGCCUGGCCACCGGCAAGGGCACGCGGGCUCAGAAGCACAGGUGUGCCCACACCCUGCGUGCCCAUGUGUGGCGCAGCAGCUCCCGAUGCGCGCAGGACACACACACACAGCACAGACAGACCCUCCCAUGGCCACACGGACAAAGAUGGCUUCACUAUAGACACCGGGGCAGACAGGAUGUGCACUGCUUUCCAAGCCUGUGCGCAACACAGACCCAGGGCCUGUGUGCAUCAGCACCGCACGGACCCAGGCACACGUGAUCCUCAGCCAAGGUGGCCUGUCCAGUCCUGGUGCUGUUGGAUGGAAAGGCUAACCCGGGAGGUCAGGGGUCGUGGUAUAUCAGCUGGGCUCCCUCAGAUGCUCCUGCAGAAGUGGCCAGGACCUCAGGAACACACCUGCUCCUGGUCAAGACAGGAGGGGCUGCCGUGAUGCAACUUGCCCGUGCCUUUGGGUGCUGUGAGCUGGCUGCGCGCCACGUCAUUUCGAGGACGCAAGAAGGUGUUUCCAAGUCCAGUCUGUCCACCGACCUGAACCUUUACCAUUGAAAGAACAAAGGGGUGGGGCCCGAGGGGCCCUUCCCUGCCGUCCCGUGGUGUGUAGUCAGGGAUGCUCCUGCAGACACACAGGUGGGCUCUGACUGCCAGAUCGCAGGGGCGGUGCCGUGGUCCUCACCUGCCAUGUCACUAGCGUGCUGACGCGGACACCGGCGAGAGCGAGAGUGCUCGGCCCGGCACAUCCCAGACAAUUCCUCUGUAAAUGGUGCAGCAGCCAGAGGCCCCAGCACCUUGAGGUUAAGCAAAGAGAAGGAAUAGAGUUCUCCAGAGCCCCAAGGAGCGGGAGGUUCUGUCCCAAUGGAUGGGCUCAGCCAAUUUCACCCUCUCCUCCCCCUGCCAACACUGUGGCCUGCAGCCUGGACCUGGCCAGGGUUGUGGAGGGGACCAGGGGAUGCAGCUGCCACCUGCUGGGUGGACGUGGGCCUAGGUGGUCCUCAGCCCUCAUGACAGGAGCCCCCGAAGCACUGUUGGGGCACCCUCUCUGACAUUGGGUGGGAGACUCUGGGAGCCGAGUGCAGAGCCAGGGCCCAGCACGCAGGCCUUGGGCUCCAGUCCGUGUGCCCCACAUCUGGAAUGUGCCAGCAGGGCCCGGUGCGAGAGAAGAGUGGAUCCCUACAUGAGUGAGGGUGGAGGGAUGGUGCCUCUGCCACGGCCAAGGUGCCGCCGUCCACGUCAGCUCACUCUCAGCACAGAUGCUGUGUGACGGCCUCGGGCCACGCCGCUUGUUCUGAGGCCCCUAGCAGGUCGGGCUUGUGCUGGCUGCACAUUGACUGGCUGGUGAGCUUGGUGGGUCUGUGGGCACGGAGAGACCAGAACGUGCGUAACAGGCCCGAUGAGGGUGCCAGGCUGCGGCGAACCCCGAGCUUCAGAGGAGAGGGGCAUCAGCCGGGGGCCCUGCACAGGCAGCCUCAGCUGCAAGGAGCUGGAGCCCAGGCCACCUGGGGAGGGGCGGGGUGCCGUGGCUGGAAGUUGCUGUUCUCAGACCUGGUUCUGAGACCCUCUCCAACUGCAUGGGGGUGGUCCAGGCUGGACCCCAGAUGUGAUGGUGUAUGUGCUGGGAUGGGAGCCCCCCUGAGAGCAGGGCUUUUGUUAAUUCAUCGGCAGUCCCACAUGUCUGGCACGAGAUAGGUGCUCAGUCAGUGAAAACCACACACGGGAUCUUCCAUUGUGUCCAGGGGAGGGUGGGCCCUGCUCGCAGCCAGACUCCUAGCCCUGGGCAGCCCUGCUGCCUGACUGCUCCUUCCACUCCUACCACCUGCCCAGGUGGGACUCUGCCUGCCUUCCUGUCCCCAGUGCUCUGUAGGAGUUUGACCACAGGUAUCCUCUUCAUCAGAGAGAGGAAAGCUCACGAUCUGGGAGAACUCCAGGCCUGGCCCAGCGAAGACGUCCUUAUCUUCAGCAGACAUUGCCCAGUGCAAGGGGAGGUCAGUCUCAGGAGACAGUCUCCUGGACAGUGGCGUGGCGUCUGUCCUAAGGCCUUGCCUGCAGCACAGGGUGCCACAGAGGUCCCCUGUGACAGAUUCUCAUGGCUGGGGCAGGCAGGGGUCGCGCCUGCUCCUGCAUGAAGAGGCAGAUAAAGACCCACAGCGUGGUCUCUGGGGUCCCACAUCCCAGGUAGAGAAUGACCCAGGUCGCUGGCGUCUGUGCCAUCUCUGCUCCACUGACCACUCAUGGGGGUCCUGGAGAUCCUGACAGCGGUGUCCGGGGAGCAGCAGCCCAGGCACAGGCCCCAAUGCACACGCAGAUCCCACCGUGUCUGCACAAGGCCUUGUUCCAAUGAGGCCUGGGUGCCGUGUGAGGGCCGGGAUGCUAACACAGCGGAGGGUACCCACGCGUGAGAUGCUCUGGGGUCCCUCCCCAUGUUUCUUCCGGUAAUGAAACUUGUACCCAAAUGGGAUAUGCAGGGUUGCACUGUGCAGUCGCUGUGUGUUUAAGGGUCUCAUCCCCGUGUGCGCCAGCAGGACCACAGCUGGGACCGGCUGCUCCAGAAGUGGGUGGGUUGAGACCCCACCGGCAGCGUCACUGGGGGCAGCAGGCCCUCUGUCAGCACUGACUUCUGUAUCAUGUCAGGGAUUUUUAGGGCGGCAAGCUCAGGUGGACAGGCAGUUUUAUUCUGUUUCCCAUGUCAAGUCCAGCCCCAGACUGACUUUCUGAGGUCACAGACGGAGCCUCACCCCAUCCAAGGCGGUGUCCUGGACUCCCACUGUGCUCCCCAGAGGGCAGGGUGAGUGCGUGGCAUCCUUUUGGCGGGAGUGGGUGCCUCUGUGGACCUGGCGUGAGGCUUCUCUGUUUCUGAGUCUCCUAUGGACCAUCUGUCUUCUGUGUGGCUGCUGAGGAAUCACACUGGCGUGGCCGUGCAGGUGGCUGAAUGAGAACAGGACCCCCAUGCUGCACAGCCCUGCUUAACCCGGGGGUGGCCCCAGAAGCGGGUGGGCGAGGCUGGGCAGCAGGGAUUGGCUGAAAUCAUAUGCAGAGCCCAAGAGGCAGGGGAAAGGCGGCAAUUUCAGGGUCCCUUUGUUCGCCAGGUACCUGGGGCCCAGCCCGGGCGGCAGGAGGGACUCAGCCCCUUGCCCAGGCAGGAAGGGUCCCAAGCAGAGGCCCCUCCCUCAGGCACUCCCCAGCCCACACCUGCAGCACUGGGACCAAGACUAAUAAAACACCCGCUUCACGGAAGACAGCUUUAUCUUGUUGAUCAGAAGUCUGCCAGCCCAAUUUAUGAUGGAACAUAAGAUCUCUAAAUCUGAAUUUAUGCUCUGUAGCGUAACGAGAGGUCAAUAAGAUUGAACGGGGGCUCAGGAGAGGACCAGCGUCAGGCUCACUUCGAGGUGCUGCACAGAAAACCCACAGCCAGAGCCCCUGGGCCCAGCCCAGGCAAGACCAGAAAAGGAGGGCGCAGGUGGGAGACCAGCCUGGGGCUCCCGGGAAGCCCACGGGAUGGAGGCAGGAGAGCCAGGAGGCCUGGGGCAACCCUGGGACGGUUCCUGGAUCGAGGAGAGCAGGGGGGUGAUGAGGGUUCCCUCAGGGCUGGGGAGCCUUCUCCUGGUCUGAGACCCACCCCCCUUCAGCUCCCAAGCCUUGGGUGCCCCUGGCUCUGAGGACAGUUGGGAAUCUUCCCUGAGGCAGGUUCAAGGACAGAGCUGUGACCCUGGCCCAGGGCUGCUUUGGGUGCCCAUGAACUCGGCUUCUGGCUCAGAGCAGUUCCCUGCACCCGUUCCUGAGCCCUCUGUCCUCUGGAACCCGUGGGCAGGGUGAGGGACGGGUGCUCCGUCUGGGUGGGGGCCUGGGCGCCCAGCCAGCACGAGGCUGGCUUGCUGAGCUUAGGGCAGACCCCGACUUCAGAAUUUAUACAAAUAAAUGCAAUGAAAAGUGCUGGCAGCCUGAUCUGAUUACAGAGUCAUUCAUUCUCUGGUCGUUAAUAAUUUGUGCAAUAAAGGACUGCGGCCGCUCGGUGCAGGGGAGGCUGUGGCCCAGCCUUCCCUCCGCGCCGGCCCCGGGAGCUGGAAGCAUAAAUUAUUAGUUUCUUAUCGCUGGGCGUGCCAUCGCUCAUGCUGCGAGGGCCUGGCGGGAGCUGGUGGCUGUUCUGCUGCCCACCCUGGCCGGCUCAGGGCCGGCUCUCAGCUGUCGCCUGGGGCCCUUUGUCACCCCCACCCUGGCCCCCCAGGUGUGGGAGCCCCAGAGCCUGCUCAGGCCUGGAGGCUGCUGCUGGAGCCGGCAACUCUGGAAGCCAGAAAGGUGGGGCUUUAGUGCCUGUCCUCAGACCCUCAGGUAACCAAAGCCAAAUCACUCCCUGUUGGAAACGCAACCUCACAUACCGGGCCACAGCACGGACACCCACGACAGCAGCCCACAGCACGGACACCCACGACAGCGGCCCACAGCACGGACACCCACGACAGCGCCCCACAGCACGGACACCCACGACAGCGGCCCACGGCACGGACACCCACGACAGCGGCCCACGGCACGGACACCCACGGCAGCGGCCCACGGCACGGACACCCACGUCUGCGGCCCACGGCACGGACACCCGCGGCAGCGGCCCACGGCACGGACACCCGCGGCAGCGGCCCACGGCACGGACACCCGCGGCAGCGGCCCACGGCACGGACACCCGCGGCAGCGGCCCACGGCACGGACACCCGCGACAGCAGGCGACGGUGGGGACACUCGCGACAGCGGGCCAGGGCAGGAACACUCACACACCGGGCCACGGCACGGACACUCACAACUGCAGCCCACAGCACGGACACUCACAGCAUGGACAGCAGCCCAGAGGGACCCUUGCCCAGACCCUGACCAGGGGGAAGAGACAGUUGUAUCUGGGUUUGUCGGUCCUCUGGUUGUGGCAGGGCCCCUCUGGGUGGGACUCGGCACCUGUACCUGGGAGCACCUGCUCAGAUGAGGGAGUGGGAGCAGGAACAGCGCUCAUGCUCUCUCCCUGUGUCCAGGGCUGGGGCUCUGGUCUGGCGGGUAGGCAUAGGGCACCUCCCGCCCUCUCAUGCCCUCAUACACCUGCUGCUGGGGUUCCCUGUCCCACCCCAAAAGGGAGAAGCCAAGGCUGAGGCAAGGUUGGAAAAUCAGGGUGGGGACUCUGGAAUCCAGACAUCCCGACAGAGGAUGCAGGAGGAAUCGGCGUGAGCGCAGGGUAAACUCACUGACCCGAACUCUCAGAUGUGCCUCCUGGGCUCAGCUUCCCCUUUCUGGAGGGCUGGGGGUUCCAGAACCUUGCCUUGAAUUUGUGAGGAUGGUGGGACCUGGAGGGCAGGUGGCGCAGAGGGUGUGAGGCCUCACCCCAGGACGCUGUGCCCACUUCUGGCUGUGCAACCUUGGGAAGGCUUCUGACUUCUCUGAACCUCAAUCUGUAAAAUGGGAAUGAAAAUGAAACAAGAUGAAAUUAACAUGCAUUGAGCAUGUGGGGUGGGGCAGAGACAGCCACCUUGCAGCUGGUGAGGCCCUCACAGCAUCUGGUCCUGCCACCUCGCAGCUGGUGAGGCCCUCACAGCAUCUGGUCCCGGAGCCCACACAGCCCCUUGCAGAGACUUCCCUACCCACGUGCAAGCGUUUCGCCCUCCUCCCACGGGCGACCCCAGCUUGGCCGCAUACGUUUUUGCUCAGAACGUCCCCACCUAUGUCCCACCUGCCCUCUGGCUUCGGGAGCGCUGGACACAGCGGUGGCAGGUGCCUCGGUGCCCUUGGACUUGCCCGGUCGUCUGUCGCUUCUGAGGCGGCCCCGUUGAUGGGUGCUCCUUCUCUUCUGGGUGCAUUUUCCUUUUCCUGCUUCCUCGCAUGCCUGGUGAUUUUUGAAUGGGUGACAGGGAUUGUGAAUUUUGCUGGGUGCUGACUAUUUUUGUAGCAAAGCUGAGCAAAGCUGACUUUGCUCAGGACUCCAGAAAGUUACUUGGAAGCUGUUUGGUCCUUUGGGGUCUUGCUUUUAAGCCCUGCUGGGAGGACCAAGGCAGCAUGUAGUCUGGGGCUGACUGUGCCCUCCUUUACCAGGGCACGGCCCUGCUUGGUGCUCUGCUCAGGGGCUGAGGUGCCCCAGCCUGGCUGGUGGACCAUGGACCUUCCACAGUUCCCUCUGGUGAUCUCGGGUGGUUCUCCUCGCCUUCUGUGGUUGCCUUUCAUUUUUUCUUUUUCUUUCUUCUUCUUUUUUUUUGAGACGGAGUUUCACUCUUGUUGCCCAGGCCGGGGUGCAGUGGUGCGAUCUUCGCUCACCAUAACCUCCGCCUCCCGGGUUCAAGUGAUUCUCCUGCCUCAGCCUCCCGAAUAGCUAGGAUUACAGGCAUGCGCCACCAUGCCCAGCUAAUUUUGUAUUUUUUUUAGUAGAAAUGGGGUUUCUCCAUGUUGGUCAGGCUGGUCUCGAACUCCCGACCUCAGGUGAUCCUCCCACCUCAGCCUCCCACAGUGCCGGGAUUACAGGCGUGAGCCACUGCACCCGGGCCUGUAGUUUCCUUUCAUGUGAAAAUGCUGAUUGUCGCUCACUCUUCACCUGCUGUCACCUCACACCUCGGCCUCCCCAGACUCCCAGCUUGGUCUCCUUCCCUGAAGGAGACCCCUGAACACACCUGGGUCCCCAUGCCUGCACCACAGCCUGGACACUGGGGGCAGUGAGCUGGGCAGUCGCGGGGCUCCGCCUCCAUUGUUCCCCAGCCUUGCUCACCUGGUGACGCUGGUGGGAUGGGGGUCUGGCUGCUCCCUCCUGCCUGGACGUCUGUCCCCACUGGUGUGCUCAUGACAGUGCCCUGCAUGCCUGCGGGGCUCUCACAGGUGUUUUCUGAGUGGCCUGGGUGGGGCCCGGGCAACCUGCUGGACAACAGACCCUCAACCCAUCCCCUGCCAACCUACCUCAGCCCUGAGCUCCUGGCAAGGGGUGAGACAGCCUGAACUUCAGCCCAGGGAGGGGUGCGGGGGCUGCCGUCAGGUGCCUGCUGCUCCCUGUGCACCGAAGGUGGGCCACCUGGUUCUUCCUUCUCCAGGACCUCAGGCAGCCCCUGUUACCCAAGGUGGCGGCUCCACUGUGGGGGCCAGGACAGGGGCGGAGGGUGGACAGCACGCCCACUGUGAAUGCCCCGGCUGGGUCCUUGCCUCUCCGAAGGCUUCGUCACCAGGGCCCAGGUGACAGGAGGCUGUCAUUGUGAAGGAGAUUUAAUCUUACAAAACCCUCAGGAGAGCAGUGAAGCCUCAGGGUGCUGGAUUACCCGGAAGUGCACUCUGGGCUGGGGGCAGCAGCCGCGGUCAUAACACGUGUGUGUCACACCAGGAAACCUGUCUGCUAAAGUGUGCACAUGGGCAGGCUGGCAGGACCUGGCUCUGGCUUGCUUGGAGUGGACGUUGGAACAGGUGGCCCCGGGUCUCAGCCUGACACUGCCCGGCACUGUGAGGACAGGGCGUUGCUGACACUGCGGGCUCAGGGUGGGGGUUUGUCUCCACGGCUGACCUUCUGGCCGAAGGAGCGUAUGGGGCAUGGUCUCAAGCAGGUCCCAGGAUCCCUGACCCUCAGCCAGGCCCAGGCCUUGGCCCACGGCCCUCAGAUGAACAGGCAGAGGGGGUCAGGACGGGGUGGACCAGAGCAGGCAGGGGGCCCUGGACAGAAGGGGAGAUAGAAGGGGGCAUGAGGGGCUGUCUCCUUGGUUUGGGGUCUUAAACAGCGUGUGGUUUUCUCUGUUUGAGGGGCAGCCUGCACCCAGAGCCUCCAAUGGGCAUGGCGUGUUUUGAGGGUGCAGGUGAAUCUCUUUACCAGAGGCUCCCCCGGGACAGGGCCCAUUCAGAAGGCCACCUCUCUCAGUGCAGCCAGCAGCAGGGCAGAGCUCUGGGGACCCCAAGCCGGAGGCCCACAUGGGUGGGAGACACUGCCUCCAGUCACCCCUGGGGAGCCAGCGUCUAGGGUCACUCCCGGUGUGGCUCCCUCCCUGCCAGGCACAGUUCACAGAGGCAGCUGCUUUGGGAAGUUUGGUGCCAGACCCCGCCAAGCCCCUGCCCGGGGCAUCUCCUCCGGCACCCUUCGCCGCCGUCUUUCAGACGGCUGCUCUCCCGAGCAAGGCCUGCGCGCCAUCUCCUUUAGGCUCCUGCAGUUCCUCCGCUGGCCUCCAUGCUGCCCCAAGCAGGAGCGUUGGAUCUGUCAUUUCCUGACGUUAACAGUUAACCUGAGGCUCUGCCGCCUGCAGGCUGAACACACUUUUCAUUAUUUCUCCGAUUCCUUCAACUGUCACUGAGCCUGUCUCUGUGCCAGGCGCAGAGCUGCAAACCUAGGAAGACAGUGGUGAGCAGUUCACACUGCCCUUCUUCCUGCUGUGGAGUGCAGAAAAGGAAGCUCCAAGCUUGCACCUGGGGCAUGCAGAGCCACCUUCUGCCAAAGGCUCCUGAGCCUCAUAGUUCAGGAGGGGCAGGAGGGGCUGAUCGCCUUCACCCCAGAACAGCGCUUUGGCGAUCCUUCACGCAGACACCAGUCCCCUCUGUCUAAUCCUGUUCAUCCUUGAUGCCAAUGUCAAAUGCCACUUCCUCCAUGAAGCCUUCCUGGAUCCCUCCAGUCAGAAUGAGUCCAUUGUCCUUCAGCUUCUGAACCCACAUCCUAGCCUUUCCAGAACUGGGCCUGCUGGCUUACACAGGAACCCUGCCUUCAUAACUGGACUGUAGGCCCCACAGGGGUCUCAUCUCUGCUCCAGGGGCCAGCCGGCACUCAGGAGGUCUUGGAAAUAUGUGUCCCGAUGGCUGAGCACUUUGCAAUCACCAUCUCAGGUGACCCUGCAGCCACUGUGAGGUGGGUGCUGGUCCCACCUCCUUCACAGGUGCCAGCUGGCAGGUGGUGGAGAUUUGAGGCCUGAUCCUCUGGACUUCUGUGGUUUAAUCAAAGGAGGCCACAGCUGCUCUGGGCCUCCUCCAGAGCUCAUCACUGUGAUUAUUCAUUAACCCCUUAGUUAUCAGCUAGGACUUCACAGAGAUUCCCGGGCUGAAAGUGAAAGAAAGGAGGGGACCCAGGAGGACCUGGAGGAGGCGCUGGGUGCUGUCCAGCUGCCUGGGCCUGAGCCGAGAGCUGCUGAUCUCUGGACAUCUUAAGUUCCAGGGCUCCAAAGGCUGCUUUGUCCUGCGGACGCACGGCCAUGGGUGCACCAGGUGUUUGAUCACUGACAAUGUAAAGUUCCUUUUUCUCGGUUUUACCCUCUGUAGAAAUGAGGAUAAAAUACUUGGCUUGUACAAUUGUUGAUAAAUUUUAGAUGUUGACCAGCAUAUAGUGGUUGCCCAAUAAAUUGUAAACACGA